This is a messenger RNA of Conger conger (European conger), 369 nucleotides long. Its product is annotated as helix-loop-helix protein 2-like. NCBI's taxonomy places the organism in Eukaryota, Metazoa, Chordata, Actinopteri, Anguilliformes, Congridae. Gene Ontology annotation, biological process: regulation of transcription by RNA polymerase II. The record is from RefSeq and is a predicted model, not a curated record. Gene Ontology annotation, molecular function: DNA-binding transcription factor activity, RNA polymerase II-specific; RNA polymerase II cis-regulatory region sequence-specific DNA binding; protein dimerization activity. The transcript has a single exon. The coding region runs from base 1 to 369 and encodes 122 amino acids.
AUGAUGCUAAGUCCAGACCAACCUGACUCCGAUCUCCCGUGGGGGCAGUCCGACGCUGAAUCGGUACUGAAUGACAUGAAAAUUGGCUGCGUCUCCGACGAGCCGAUGGAAGGCGAGGGGAAGACGCGCAGUCUUGCGCCACAGGCUCUCAGCAGGGAGGAGAAGCGAAGGAGACGGCGCGCAACCGCCAAGUACCGCUCUGCCCACGCCACCCGCGAGCGCAUCCGAGUCGAGGCAUUCAACGUGGCUUUCGCUGAACUGAGAAAGCUGCUGCCAACUUUGCCACCGGACAAGAAGCUAUCCAAGAUCGAAAUACUCAGGCUUGCGAUUUGCUAUAUCUCAUAUCUAAAUCACGUAUUGGACGUUUAG